Paramecium tetraurelia is the source of this 787-nucleotide messenger RNA. RefSeq lists its product as uncharacterized. The transcript has 7 exons. Gene Ontology annotation, biological process: regulation of DNA-templated transcription. The record is from RefSeq and is a predicted model, not a curated record. Lineage: Eukaryota; Ciliophora; Oligohymenophorea; Peniculida; Parameciidae. Gene Ontology annotation, molecular function: DNA-binding transcription factor activity; sequence-specific DNA binding.
AUGGCUACUCGUUCAUUAGUUCCAACUUUUAUAACUAAAACAUUUGAGAUGCUUGAGGAUCAAUCUAUAUCUCAUAUCGUUUCUUGGACUGAAGAAGGAUUAAGCUUUGUUGUAAAAAGCUAGAAAUUAUUAUAAUAAUAAGUGUUACCUUAAUAUUUUAAACACCGAAAUUAUUCAAGUUUUCUUAGACAAUUGAAUUUAUAUAAUUUUAAAAAGAGUAAACAUUAGGAUGGCUAAGAGUUUAAACACAAGUGCUUUAGAAAAGGAGUAAAAUAGAUGUUGCAAUUUAUAAAGCGAAGGAAUAAUGAUGAUGGAAAUUAAGAAUCUGUAAAUCCUAAUCAACCAUCUGCUAAACUGAAGGAAGAGUAAAACAUUUUGAGGGUCUGCGCGUCUGAUAUUAAGGAUACUAAUACAAGGUUAGAUGAGGACAUGCAAAUAUUAAAAUAAAAGAGUGGGGUGCUUUUGGAAGAAAUGUGGAAUCUCAAAAAGUUGUUGCAUAGUCAAUUCGAUUAAGUUAAUCAUAAAUUGGAGAGGAUAGACAUCAUCAUAGGAGCAAUGUCUUAACAUAAAAAGUUUAAAAACAUCUCCCAAUACUUCACCACUAAAUUUUUACAGAAUGAACUCCAUACUCUAGAAACUAACCUAAAUUAACCGUUGUUUGAAUCGCCAAAAUAAGAAAUAGAUGAUCAGGAAUAAAUUAAGGCCUUAUUUGAAGAAUUGUAAAAUCUUAGUAAACCAAUCCAUUUUGAUUGAAUCAUGUGUUCAAACAUAGAAAUUUCAUUUUUUC